UUUUCCGCGAAUCGGUUCGUUCUUGUUUCUUCAAGUUUUGGGGGUAGCGCGUUUACGUUUCUGGACGAAUAUUUCGCGUGGUGGGUCUUUCGAUGCCACAGCUGGCGACAAACGGAGUGGCAACACGAGGGGAGAGAGUGAGAGGACGAAAUAAGACGUGACAUCACUGAAAGGAUUAUGUGAACUUGGGCAAAGCUGCCAACCAAUGGAGUGAAGAUCGAUUGUGAUUGAAACAGGAUUAUAUUGUGAUUACGAUUCUCCGGGCAUUUCGUAUAACUGCUUUGUGUUCUUUGUUGUUGGUUUUUUAUUUGACAAGAUUUAAAUUCGGUGCCUGAGAAAAUGAAACGUGCCAUUUUGAUUUUGUGCACGUUACUUGCCACAGCUAAGGCAGAUAUUUCUACGAUACUCCGAGGAGGUAACUCUCAGAAUGACAUCGGAUUCGAUGGGUAUCAUUACGAUAAACCUAAGAUACCGUUCGAAACACCAGUCCGACCUUCGCCUCCUUCACCACCGCCUUCGCCGACAACAGAGAAAAAAUGUGCCACAUCAGCUGCAAAUCCCGACGGAAGUUGUGGCUAUGACUACCCGAAACCAACGCAGAGCUUCACUCUGCCACCGAGACCGCCGAGCACGACAACUACGAGGCCGACUACAACGACUACAAGGAGAACCACUCCCCCGGUAGAAUAUCUGCCGCCGUCGACGACUAGAAGAACAACAAUACCCACAAGGCCACCGACAACAACUACAACGACUACUCGUAGGCCCCCAACAACUACACGAGGUCCAGAAUGUCCACCUUCCUCGCGAAAUCCCGACGGAAGUUGUGGAUAUUCCUAUCCCAAACCUGAUCAGUCUUUCGAACUGCCUCAACGGGAAACGACUACAACUACCCGGAAGCCCACUACGGCUACAACCCGCAGAACAACGCCUUCGCAAGAAUAUCUGCCGCCCACCACAACUACGAGGCGGACGACCACCACAACACGGCCAACCACCACAACCACUCGAACGACAACCACCACGAGACCUACUACUACAACAACCAGGCGAACUACGACAACCACACGUGCUUCAACCACAUCGGGAUGCUCGCCUGGAGAGCGAAAUCCGGAUGGGUCUUGCGGAUACGUUUAUCAAAAACCUCAGCAAAGCUUCACUGUUCCUCAAAAAGUAUCAACAACGCGGCCAACAACUACUACAACCAGAUUGACAACAAGAAGAACGACUCCUUCACAGGAAUAUCUUCCGCCUUCGACGACAACUAGAACAACUACCACUACGAGGCGCACUACAACGACGACUCGAACAACCACAACCCCUCGUCCAACAACCACGACUUCAAGAGUGAUUCAAACUACCAAAUGUCCAGCAUCGGAACAAAACCCAGACGGUUCCUGUGGUUAUGUUUACGAAAAACCAGAGCAAAGUUUCACACUCCCUCAACGGGUAACUACGACUACCAAAGCCACAACAAGACCAACUGCCACGACACGAAGAACGACUCCUUCUCAAGAGUACCUACCUGCGUCUACAACGGGUCGAACUACACAACGUCCAACGACAACAACCACAAGGCGUACCACAACAACUACUAGGCCAACUACUACGACAACCAGACGAACAACUACAACGACACGCCCCACAACGACAACCCAACGGUUAACUACGACUCAAAGAAUCGUUCAGACUACCAAGUGUGCCCCUUCGCAGCAAAAUCCAGAUGGAUCUUGCGGAUAUGUCUACGAAAAACCGGAGCAAAGUUUCACAUUACCUCAAAAAGUAUCCACCACUCGUCCAACUACUACUACAGCCAGAACAACUACAAGAAGAACAACUCCAUCCCAAGAAUAUCUUCCUCCGUCAACUACAGCCAGAACAACCACACGCCCACCCACAACCACUACUAGGCGCACUACAACUACUACUCGACCGACAACCACAACUCGUCCAACGACAACAACUCGAAAAGUUAUCACGACGACCAAUUGUCCGGCUUCACAACAGAACCCAGAUGGAUCAUGUGGAUACGUUUAUGAGAAACCAGAACAGAGCUUCACGUUACCCCAGAAAGUGUCUACAGCUCGUCCUACCACUACAACAGCUAGAACUACAACCCGACGUACAACUCCCUCGCAGGAAUAUCUACCCCCGUCUACUACAGCAAGAACCACUACAACUACUAGACGAACUACCACUACUACCAGGCCGACGACAACCACAACUAGGCCAACUACGACUCGAAGAAUAGUCACCACCGAAAGGGUAAAACCAACAACCAAGUGUCCACCAUCGCAACAGAAUCCCGAUGGAUCUUGUGGAUAUUUCUAUGAGAAACCCGAACAAAGCUUUACACUGCCACAGAAGGUUUCAACUACUCGACCAACAACAACAACCCGAAGGACGACUCCAUCGCAAGAAUAUCUACCGCCUAGUACAGCGAGAACUACAACACGACCGCCAGUAAUCACAACUACUACCAGGCGAACAACGACCACUACGCGACCGACAACUACAACCACCAGACGAACAACGACUACCACUACCCGUCCGACAACCACAACGCAGAGGCAAAUACAGACAACCAAGUGUGCCCCAUCGCAACAGAAUCCGGAUGGUUCUUGUGGUUACGUUUAUGAAAAACCAGAACAAAGUUUUACCCUUCCGCAGAAAGUCUCCACUACUAGGCCUACGACGACGACGACGCCGAGAACCACAACCACCACCAGAACUACAACACGACGAACAACUCCAUCGCAGGAGUAUUUACCUCCAUCCACAACGGCUCGAACAACUACAAGGCCUACCACUACUACCACUAGGCCCACAACCACUACACGUCAAACAACAACAACAACAACGCGACGGUCACCUCCAACCAGCCAGUGUCCACCGUCUCAACAGAAUCCUGACGGUUCCUGUGGAUAUUUCUACGAGAAACCAGAAAACAGUUUCACACUUCCGAACCGGGUGAGCACCACGAGACCAACUACCACUCGCUCCACAACACGUAGAACAACUCCUUCACAGGAGUAUCUUCCACCUUCUACCACAGCUAGAACCACUACAAGGCCAACCACAACGACUACCAGGCGAACAACUACUACAACAAGACCAACGACGACAACACGACGCACCACUCCAUCUCAGGAGUAUCUUCCGCCUUCAACAACGCCUCGUGCAACAACGACAAGGCCACCCACUACAACCACUCGGAGGACCACCACCACUACGACCAGACCUACAACUACUACACCCCGUAGAACAACACCAGCUCAAGAGUAUCUACCGCCAAGUACAACACCACGGCAAACAACCACUCGUCCAACAACCACUACAACUCAACGAACGACGACAACCACUCGUCCAACAACGACAAUCGCACGACGAACAACACCAUCUCAGGAAUAUCUACCUCCGAGUACGACGGCUAGAACCACGACCACACCGCCUACCACUACUACAACAACGAGACGAACAACAACCCGACCUUUUGUAAGUACGACAACCGAAAAGAAAUGUGCCACGGGAACGCUCAAUCCCGACGGAAGUUGCGGUUAUCCCAAGCCACCAACUACUUCGGCGCCUGAAUAUCUGCCACCGGAGCAAAGUACCGGAUAUUCCUAUCCGAAACCUGCCAUACCGUUUAACUUCUAAAGCUGCCGAAUCGUGUGCUCUCAACCGCCACUCAACAUGCGAACACCCCCUGUAAAUAGACCUCUGUUUAAUCAAAGAUGAAUCCUUUGUCGACUUUUCUGUUUUCAUCAUCUACCCGUCAAAACAACUUAGUUCUCUUCAUUCCGAAUUAGUCUAGUAAGCAGUCUUCCUCUGCAUCAAUGACAUUUUGACGUACACUGCCUGAGCCGGUCGUUUGUCAACUCUGCCAGCAAUACCAAUACCAUGGUUUACUCUUAAGUUCACGUUUACGAUUUAAAGACUACUGCGACAAAAUUUGCUUGCUGAUGAUGUUUCCAAAUGUCACGGUAGAAGACGGAGAUGUUGCUGUUGUUGUUGUUCUUGUGCAGUAGAAAAAAAAACAAGGAAACUUGAUACUUGUAAAAUAAUACUCAAUAGCAAUAGUAGGACAUUGAUAUGUUUGUGUAAAAACGGAAGAAAUUAAAAAAAAUAUUGUGAUUCUAGCUACGUGGUAGUGUUUCUACAUGCGACACAUGCAUAAACUUAGAUGGAAAUAUAAUAAAUUGAAAAAUAA
This is a messenger RNA of Malaya genurostris, 4210 nucleotides long. RefSeq names its product mucin-2-like. The coding region runs from base 340 to 3657 and encodes 1105 amino acids. Lineage: Eukaryota; Metazoa; Arthropoda; Insecta; Diptera; Culicidae. The transcript has 12 exons. The record is from RefSeq and is a predicted model, not a curated record.